AGAGCCAGACAGACAGACAAACGAAAAGAGCUGCCCCUGCCGCGCCAAUCAGCGCCCCGGCAAAGGCUGAGUCCCCCUCUUUAUUCCAUCAAGAGAGAGCUUGUACCAGAAGACAUCCCUGGCGAUGUCUCCUCAGUGAUAAAAAAUAGGCCAAGAUUCUUAACCAUGGCUUUAACAGUACCCAAUGCCAUGGAUACAAUUGAUUCUGCCCAGAAGAAUGCAAUUGUACAUGAUCAAGAGUUUUUACUGCAGGGAUCAGUGUUGGAUGCAUCACUAUUAGUAGUGAUUGAUAGACUACGAGGACUCUGUGAUAAUGCUGACAUCCAACCAGAAACAUUUCAUGAUCAUGAGAUUGUGUUCCUUUUGAAGGAUUUUUCAGCUGCACCCACACCUGGUCCUACAUCACAAGGUGUUAUGCUGAGAGUAAGACGAGCUGUAGAUCACCCAGAGUUGCCGUAUCAGUUACGCUACGUUGGAUUCCCAGAAAUAGGUACAUCAGCUCUCCUAAGAAACUGCCUAGAUGUUGCUGUUAGUUCAAACGUUUGUGAAUUUCUUCAAGAACUAGGUGCAAAGAUUGAUCAUGAAUUUAUCACCAAAGGUUAUGUUAUGAAGAAAGGAAGGAUAAAGGUUACAAUAUUUAAGAUGUACAAGAUGGGGUCAGGUAUCACGAAGGAUAAUCUGGAACCUUUGACUAUGUCACACUUGGUGGAAUUAAGUGUUCUGACAACAAAGACGGACAAGUCUGUUGCAGAUGAUCUAAGGAAUCUGGCAGACCAGCUGAGGCCUCUUGUGCAACUAGAACGGGUUGAUUACAGGCGAUUAUGAUAAGAUAGUCAAGGAAAAGGAUGAAUGUAUUAAUAAAAAUUAUUAUUUUAUAU
Molecule: messenger RNA, 878 nt
Organism: Penaeus vannamei (Pacific white shrimp)
Lineage: Eukaryota; Metazoa; Arthropoda; Malacostraca; Decapoda; Penaeidae
Gene: MED18
Product: mediator complex subunit 18
Biological process (GO): termination of RNA polymerase II transcription; regulation of transcription by RNA polymerase II
Cellular component (GO): mediator complex; core mediator complex
Molecular function (GO): transcription coregulator activity
Source: RefSeq, a predicted model, not a curated record